This is a messenger RNA of Ochotona princeps (American pika), 1285 nucleotides long. RefSeq names its product trafficking protein particle complex subunit 3 (gene TRAPPC3). NCBI's taxonomy places the organism in Eukaryota, Metazoa, Chordata, Mammalia, Lagomorpha, Ochotonidae. Gene Ontology annotation, biological process: endoplasmic reticulum to Golgi vesicle-mediated transport; intra-Golgi vesicle-mediated transport. The transcript has 5 exons. The record is from RefSeq and is a predicted model, not a curated record. The coding region runs from base 135 to 677 and encodes 180 amino acids. Gene Ontology annotation, cellular component: TRAPP complex; cytosol; cis-Golgi network membrane.
GCGCAGGCGUAGUGAGUCAGUACCGGUUUGUCCCGAAGGCGUAGGGCCCGUGGCUGGGUCCAACGGUAGCUGCCGGGGUCUCCUAGAAGGUUUGCGGUGUAGUGUGGCGUGGUGAGGCGAGGGCGGCCGGCAUCAUGUCGAGGCAGGCGAACCGUGGCACCGAGAGCAAGAAGAUGAGCUCGGAGCUCUUCACCCUGACCUAUGGAGCUCUGGUCACCCAGCUAUGCAAGGACUAUGAAAAUGAUGAAGAUGUGAAUAAACAGCUGGACAAAAUGGGCUAUAAUAUUGGAGUCCGACUGAUAGAAGACUUUUUGGCACGGUCAAACGUUGGGAGGUGUCAUGAUUUUCGGGAAACUGCAGAUGUCAUUGCCAAGGUGGCGUUCAAGAUGUACCUGGGCAUCACUCCGAGCAUCACUAAUUGGAGCCCAGCUGGCGACGAGUUCUCCCUCAUCUUGGAAAAUAACCCCUUGGUGGACUUUGUGGAGCUUCCUGAUAACCACUCAUCCUUAAUCUAUUCUAACCUUUUGUGUGGGGUCUUGCGAGGAGCUCUAGAGAUGGUCCAGAUGGCUGUGGAGGCCAAAUUUGUCCAGGAUACCCUGAAAGGAGACGGUGUGACAGAAAUCCGAAUGAGGUUCAUCAGGCGGAUUGAGGACAAUCUCCCAGCUGGCGAAGAGUGACUGGUGUUCCAGAACUCGAGGGUGGCCAGCAGGGGCCCCCGAGCUCCCUCCACCCGCAGAACUCAAUGACUAUCUCACGUGGAUGUUAUAUAUUCCUCUGACUUUGUUUCCAUUCUCCGUGCUGACAGAGCCCAGGGUGAUAGUCUGAUUACCCCGCAGGUGUGCGCAUUCAGGAGGGAAACCCUUUGCUUCUGUUCACCCAAGACUGGUUGGACAUAGUCCUUUCUACUAGAAAGGAAUCAAGCUGUGUAACAUUCCUGUGGACAGUGUCCCAAGCAAAGCCAAGUUCACUUAAGAGGCAAGCGUGGCACAUCUCUUCCUGGGCCUUUGGAAAGCCAGUGGCAAGUGGCUUCGGGGGGCCCUGGGAUUGUAGGGAAACGGGGAGGAGGUACCAGGAGGGGUUGGGUGGGAUUCCUAGCUGCAGAGUGACACGGUGCAGUGCUUGCCAGGAAUGGGAGCCAGUCGUGGCCCGAAACACCGACUUCUGGGAAGCCACCAGAGCUCAUUCCUCCCUGCUGCUUGGAGGGAACAUCUCCUCUUUUUACAGAGGGUCCAUCCUUUUUUCUUACAGAUUCUUCAAUAAAGACACAUUCUUGAGUGAAAUCCCA